This is a messenger RNA of Lathyrus sativus (Indian pea), 3294 nucleotides long. The record is from the annotation of a GenBank genome assembly. NCBI's taxonomy places the organism in Eukaryota, Viridiplantae, Streptophyta, Magnoliopsida, Fabales, Fabaceae.
AUGCGAUUCAAAUUAAUUAAUAAUUUGAUAUCAUAUUCUAACCGCAACAAAAAUCCUUCCUCAUCCUCAUCAAAAUCACAACUUCAAACUGCGGCACAAGUUAAUGAUCCGGAACCAGUAUUAAAGAUCCACGACGUGUUCAUAAGUUUUAGAGGAGAAGAUACUCGUGCUUCAUUUACUUCACAUCUUUAUACCACUCUUCAGAAUGCUGGAAUUACUGUCUUUAUUGACGAUAUUGACCUUCAAAGAGGAGAUCACAUUUCAGCAUCUUUAUCACUAGCAAUCCAGCAGUCUCAGAUUUCUAUAAUUGUUUUCUCAAUUAAUUAUCCCGAUUCGCGGUGGUGUCUCGAUGAGUUGAUGAAUAUAAUGGAGUGUCGCAGAACCCUAGGGCAGGUGGUUGUUCCAGUGUUCUACCAUUUAGAUCCGUCUGAAGUACGCCAUCUGAGAGGCAAGUUUGGAGCAGCUUUUCAACGUCUUUUGUACAAAAUUACAAACGAGCUGGAAAUCGACCAGGGGCAGGCGCAGAAGUUGUUGUUAAGUUGGAGAGAAACACUUCGUGAGGCAGCUAGCAUUGCAGGGUUUGUAAUACUUAACUCCAGGAAUGAAAGUGAGGAUAUCAAAAGAAUUGUUGACAAAGUUUCACAUUUGCUCAACAAGACAGACUUGUUUAUUGCGCAUAAUCCCGUGGGAGUUGAAUCUCGAGUGCAAGAUGUCAUUCAACUUCUACCCAUUCAAUCAAAUGAAGUUAUACUACUAGGGAUGUGGGGCAUGGGGGGAAUUGGCAAAACAACCAUUGCAAAAGCCAUUUACAAUAAAGUUGGCCGCAAUUUUGAAGGUAGGAGCUUCAUUGCGAAUAUUAGGGAAAGUAGGGAGAAAAUUGCGGGACUUGUGGGUUUACAAGAGCAACUUCUAUUUGAUAUCUUCAAAGAAAUGACAAUCAAGAUACCACACAUUGGUUCUGGAAUAAACACAUUACAAUCUAAACUCCGUAAAAAAAAAGUGCUUAUUAUACUUGAUGAUGUGAGUACGAUAGAGCAACUUAAUACUUUCUGUGGAAGUCGUGAAUGGUUUGGUCCAGGGAGUAUAAUAAUCAUCACUACCAGAGAUCUGCAUUUACUUAAAGGGAGAGUUGACAAUAUAUACAAAAUGACAAUAAUGAAUGAAAGUGAAUCAAUCGAGUUUUUUAGUUGGAAUGCAUUUAAGCAAGCAAGUCCUACAGAAGAUUUUGAUAGAAUUUCAAGAAAUGUAGUUGAAUAUUCUGGGGGAUUGCCGCUAGCUCUCGAAGUCCUAGGGUCAUAUUUGUUUAAUAAGACAAAAUUGGAUUGGGAACUUGUACUGGAGAAACUCAAAAGAAUUCCUAAUAGUCAAGUGUAUAAGACGUUAAGAAUAAGUUAUGAUGGUUUAAAUGACGAUGAUGAGCAAGAAAUAUUCCUUGACAUAGCUUGUUUCUUUAUUGGAAUGGACCGAAGUGAUGUUAUACUUAUACUAAAUGACUGUGGACUUUCUGCUGAAAUUGGAAUAAACAUCCUCGCUGAGCGUAGCCUUGUGACUGUUGAUGAUAAGAACAUGAUUGGAAUGCAUGAUUUGUUGCGAGAUAUGGGAAGAGAAAUCAUUCGCGAGGAAUCACCAAAAGUGCCUGAAAAGCGUAGCAGGUUGUGGUCUCAGGAUCAUGUGAUUGACAUAUUAUCAAGACAAACUGGAAAAAAAAGUGUUAUGGGACUUGCUUUGAAGUUGCCUAGUGCAAAUGCAAAAUGUUUUAGCACCAAAGCAUUUAAAAAGAUGAAAAGACUUAGAUUGCUUCAACUUGUUGAGGUAAAACUUGAUGGAGAUUUUGAAUAUGUUUCAAGAGAUCUCAGAUGGCUGUCAUGGAGUGGAUUAUGUCACAUACCUACAAAUUUCUAUCGAGAGAAUUUGGUUUCCAUCGAGUUAGAGAACAGUAAUGUUGAUUUUCGGUGGAAUAAAACUAUGAGGAUGGAUAAGCUGAAAAUUCUCAAUCUUAGUCAUUCUCGCCGUCUCACACGAACCCCUGACUUUUCGAACAUGCCUAAUCUUGAAAAGAUAGUACUCAAAGAUUGUCCAUUGUUAUCUGAGGUUUCUCAUACCAUUGGAAAUCUCAAUAAAAUUCUUUUGAUAAAUUUGGAAGACUGUAUUAGCCUAUCUAGCCUUCCAAGAAGCAUCUAUAAGUUGAAAUCUCUGAAAACUCUCCUUUUUUCUGGUUGUUUAAAGAUUGAAAAGUUUGAAGAGGAUUUUGCACAGAUAGCAUCUAAAGAAUCUGAAGCCAAAGUGCCCUUUUUAGUGCUAAGGUCCAAAAGCAUUGGAUAUAUAUCUCUGUGUGGCUAUGAAAAAUUUUCAUGUGAGGUGUUUCCAUCUAUCAUUUGCUCUUGGAGGUCAUCACCACUUCAGACACAUGCUACCACGUCAUCGCUUGUUGCUCCAGUUGUUAAUAAUUCCUACGAUGCAUCAUACUUUUCUUACCACCUUCCAUGGAUUCGUAGUAUUUGGAUGGAUUGCAAAUCUGAAGAUCAACUUUCUUCACAUGCUAAAAUAGUUUUGGAUGCUUUAUAUGCCAUAGGUUCUAAGGAUUUGGAAUCAACAGAUACUACAUCACAAGUAUCAAAUAGUACUACUCGAACAUUAACUCAAUGUUGUAGUCUAAUGCAUGUUUCAGGAUCAAAACAUUACUCGAAGCCUCUUUUAAUUCAAAUGGGAAUGAAUUGCCAAGUCACUAAUAUUCUGAAAGAGAAAAUUUUACAGAAUAUGGAUGUCAAUGGGAGUGGUGGUUGUUUUCUCCCCGAUGAUAGUUAUCCAAAUUGGUUAACCUUUAAUUCUGAAGGUUCUUCUGUAACUUUUCAAGUCCCUCAAGUGGAAGAGCAUAACUUGAAUACAAUGAUGUGCGUUGUCUAUACUUCCACCCGAGAUGACAUAGCAUUCUAUGGCCUUAAAAUGGUGUUAGUGAAAAAUUACACAAAGACUACCAUUCAGCUUUAUAAGAGAGACACAUUAGCCUCCCUUGAAGAUGAAGAGGGGCAGAGGAUAGUAUCAAGUAUGGAACCCGGUAAUAAAGUGGAGAUUGUCUUUGUUUUUGAGAAUAGUUUCAUUGUGGAGAAGACAUCAGUUUAUCUCAUAUAUGAUGGACCGGUUGACAAAAAAUUGGAGCUAUAUCAUGUACCUGAUUUGAGAGGCAUUGCUUGUAGAGGUGAUGAAAAAGAACACUCUGUCAAGAGAAUAUCUACUGAAGAAGAGUCCAUUGACGACUUCAAUCGAAACAGAAAGAAGAAGAAUCGAGUGGAAUGA